AUGCACAACCUUUCGAAAAACAAUUCAGUAUUUACCGAUGCUGUAACUUCAAUCUCUCUUGAAUUAGUCAAUUUGGUCAGUUGUACCAUUCAAAAAUCUGUGCCGCAAGCUUGGCUUAACAUUAUUAAAAAUCUUCAUUUUCCGUUUGACGACAUUGCUCAAAUACAAUUGGAAUAUGAAAAUUUCAAUUCGAAAAAUUCGACUAUAAAGCAAGCGGACGCUGUUCUUCGUGGUUUUCCUUCAAUGGAGUCAAUGCAUACCAUUGGAUUUAUUGAAUUGAAAGAUUUCAACGAAACAGAAAAGCUCAUCCGACGUUUCUAUAAAACAUGUUUGACCACCGUUCAACGUAUGAACCGAAGCACAAUCCUGUGGGAUGACGUCAAUUUCAUUACAGGUGUCGGUGGGUUUCUCCAGGCAGUUCUGUUUGGAUAUGAUGAUAUUCGUCUGAAAAUGGAUGAACUGGAUAUAAAACCACCAGCUCGUUUACUCAAUCAUUCAAAUGCUCCGAUCUUGUACGGUCUCAAUGUACGUGCCUUCGACGGCAGCAAUAGUCAAUCGCUCGUAUACCAGCAUGCUCAACAAACGGACACAUUUCACGUAAACGAUGUUCUAUCAUUUUUAAUGGAUACAAACUUGAUUAUUCGACCAACAACACCAUUAUGUCUUUGA
This is a messenger RNA of Adineta ricciae, 669 nucleotides long. The record is from the annotation of a GenBank genome assembly. Lineage: Eukaryota; Metazoa; Rotifera; Eurotatoria; Adinetida; Adinetidae.